Podarcis muralis (Common wall lizard) is the source of this 6124-nucleotide messenger RNA. NCBI's taxonomy places the organism in Eukaryota, Metazoa, Chordata, Lepidosauria, Squamata, Lacertidae. The record is from RefSeq and is a predicted model, not a curated record.
UUCUUAGUCCCUUGCAAAGUGAUUUUGUAGAUGUGCUUGUCUCUUGCAACUAACAGAGGAAGCAACUAACAGAAGAAGCAAGGACAGAGAUGUUUGGGUUUCUCUGACUGAACAAAAUGUAUUUAUCCAGCAUUUGUGGCAUGGAGUCUGCAUAACUAUCUUGAACUGCAGCUCUUCAGUUAAAAUAGUUGGAAAGCCUGAGCACUUCAAGAUAACGAUGUCAUUUUAAUAAAGAAGACCAACUAGACAGCACACUGACAGAAGAACUCAAAUAUGGGGAAGAAAAGGGCUAAAAACAUCAAGAAAAGCAACCAGCUAGAAUUGCCUGAAAUAAUUGAGGACUGGACUAAGGAACACGUAAAACAAUGGGUGACAAAUGAACUUAAGCUUGAGGAGAAACAUGGCGACAUCCUUCUUCAUCAAGAUGUGACAGGCGCCAUUUUGAAGCUUUUAAGCAAGCAAGACCUCACAGAAAUGGGUAUAACCCAUGGCCCAGCUUGCCAAAUAAUGCAUGCACUGGGGAAAAAGGAUGUUCCAGGUGAAAGCCCUAGCAGUUCUUCUGGACAAGAAUGUAGCACAAGGCCUUUUGAUACAGACUCUUCAAUUAAAAGUGAAGAUGCAGGUGCAAUGAAAGAAAAUAGCAAAGGGAAUUCAGCCAGUGCUGAUGCGUCACCAGCGUUUGCAAGAUCUAAAUCCACUGAGCCACCAGAAUCUGUAGUUGAAGAAAGAAGAAAAGAUAUGGCUCACCAAGGAAAUGGAAAUAACCAGGUUCCAACUAGACAAACAUGUCUCCCCUACCCUUUUGAUGAGUUUCACAUUAGCCAUCGUUAUAUUCAACAUUAUGUCCUUCAUAUACCUGAAACAGGUCCCCUCAAUCUUAUUGAUCCAGUCCAUGAAUUUAAACUCUUUACAAAUACAGAAAAUGCAACAGAGGAGGAUAUGAAGAUGAAAUUUUGCAAUGAGGUUUUCAGAUUUGCUGCAGCAUGCAUGAACUCCCGCACCAAUGGUACUAUCCACUUGGGAGUCCGGGACAAGCCACAUGGAGAAAUUAUUGGAGUAAAAGUUCAAAAUAAAGAGAAAUAUAUUAGCUAUUUUGAGUUAAUAAACAAAUACUUUGGAGAUGCUGUCAUUGGUGUUGCAAAAGAUUGCAUUAGGAAACCUAGGUUUGUGGAAGUAUUGCAACAAAACAGCAUCCCAUCAGAAACAUUUGUUAUUGAAAUUGAUGUGGUUGCAAAGUACUCUAGUUGCCUAUCUAAAUAUUUCCCUACUAAGAACUACAGUUUUAAGACUAAAAAAUGGGAUCCAUGUUUGUUUAUAAGAGAUGGUGCAUCUUCCAAAAACCUCUUAAAAUCUAAUGAUAAAACAGAACAUAAAUCAUUUUUGGCCAAACUGGAGAAAUUAGCAGAGGACAGAAAAGAAGCUGAGGAAAAACAUGGAGAAAAAAGGAGGAAUAUAGAUGGGGAAGGUCGUAAGCUGGUGAGCUUACUCACAGGCAACAGGGACUUGCUAGAUAACUCCCAUUAUGACUGGUAUAUUUUAGUCACAAACAAAUGUCAUCCAGAUCAGACACAGCAUAUAAACUUCUUGCAGGAAAUAAAGUUAUUUGCUGUUCUAGAGUUUGACCCGGAAUCAGCAAGCAAUGGUGUCGUCAAAGCAUUCAGAGAAGACAGAGCUGCAAACCUUCAUUUUCCAAAGCAGUACCAGAAGCCUGGGCAUUCAGCUUCUGAAACAAUUGAAGAACUUAAUCUCUAUCAGCAGCCAAGUUGGAUUUUCUGCAACGGUAGGUCAGACUUGAACAGUGAAGCACAUCAACCCUUGAGUCCUGGACUCUGGCAGCAGCAGAAGGCAGCUGAGGUGAGGAAACUGAUCUCAUUUCUAUCCCAUCCAGAUAUAAUGCAAAGAGGGAAAUUUUUGGUGGUAUUUCUCAUGCUGUCAAAAGUGGAAGAUCCAGGUGAUCCCAUGAUAGAAGCUUUCUGUGCUUUUUAUCAAGAACUUAAUGGACUUGAUGAUAUGCUGUGUAUCUGUAUUGGGGCACAAACAUACCCUUGCUGGAGAGAUCUCCUGCGAGCCAGAUUUAUUGAAUCAGACACACUAGCAGAUAGGUGCAUAUCUCACUUGAGCCUACCAAUGGUAGAUGGUACCAUCCAAAAACUAAAAUCAGUGACCCAAACUUCUCAGAGACUUUUGCCAUCAAAGGGGGGUUCUUUUACAAUUCUCUCAAAGAAAGAAGAAGACUUUAUGACUGCACUGGAAAUACUAUGUGAAAAUGAAUGCAAGGACACAGAAAUUGAGAAAAACGAAGAAAAAUUUUAUGAAUUUAAAAAAUCCCAAGAAGAGCAUUUUUAUCGUGGUGGGAAAGUGUCUUGGUGGAAUUUCUAUUUCUCCUCUGAAAACUACUGUUUACCUUUUAUUAAACGGGAUGCAUAUGAAACGCUUGAAGAUCUGAUUGAAAGAGGAUCUCAGUCUCCUAAACAGUCGCCCACAAAAAUUAUCAACCUUUAUCAUCAUCCGGGUUGUGGUGGUACUACUUUAGCCAUGCAUAUUCUCUGGGAACUGAGAAAGAAAUUUAGAUGUGCUGUUCUGAAAAAUAAAACAGUUGAUUUUGCAGAAAUUGCAACACAAUUGACCACGUUACUUACAUAUGGGACAUCAAACAAGUUUGAUUAUUUGCCAGUACUGCUACUUGUAGAUGACUUUGAAGAGCAAGAAAAUGUUUACCUUCUACAGCAUGCUAUGCAGUCUGCCAUAGCAGAAAAGGGUAUUCAAUAUGAAAAUCCUAUAGUUAUAAUCUUAAAUUGCAUGAGAUCCCAGAAUCCUGGGGAAAGCUCAAAAAGCAACAGCUUGAACAGUAUUGCACUGAAACAAAAACUAAGUCCGAAAGAACAAAGGGCUUUUGAGGAAAAACUGAAAGAAAUUGAAGAGCAGUAUGAUCAUCCUGAAGAUUUUUACUCAUUUAUGAUUAUGAAAAGAAAUUUUGACCAGCAGUACAUAGAGAAUGUAGUUAAGAACACUCUAAAAGGUUUGGAUGUUAGCAGUAAGCAAACUCGACUUAUUUCCUUUCUGGCACUGUUAAAUUCUUACGUCACUGAGUCCACAAUUUCAGUAUCACAAUGCGAGGAAUUUUUGGGAAUAAGUACUAAAAAGGCUUACUGGGGUACAGAAAACCUGGAUGACAAGAUGGGAAACUGCUCCAACAUUAUAAUACAGACUGAAGUGCAGGAACGUGGGCGAUACAAAGGGGUACGUAUUAGUCAUUCAUUGAUUGCUGGACAAUGCUUAGAGGAAUUUAAACAAACUUACAAACUAACAAAAAGUAAGAUUACACUGUUGCUGUUAAGAGAGAAUUUAUUUUAUGACAUGGGCAUAGGGAGAGACAAACUUCAGCAGGAUGUUCAAAGCAUGCUGCUUAUAAGGCACCGAAAGGAACAUGGAGAUGACGCAGACACUUUGUUUUCUCCAUUAAUUGAAGCAAUUCAAAAAGAAGAGAGGAGUGUUGAAGUUGAAACGGUGUUGACUGAAGCAACCUGCAGAUUUAGUCAAAAUGUAUUUAUCAGCCAAGCCUUAGCAAGGCAUUUCUACAUCAAGGAGAAAAACUUUAAUCGUGCACUAGAGUGGGCUAGAAAAGCUAAAAAAGGUGCCCCUAACAACUCAUAUAUAUCAGACACUUUGGGUCAAGUUUAUAAAAGCGAAAUAAAGCAUUGCCUAGAAGAAAAUGCAGAGAAAUCUAUAACUGUUGAAAUUCUGAAACGUUUGUUGAAUCUUGCAAAGUGUGCCUCAGAGGCAUUUAAAGAAUCUCAAGAACAAACAGAAAAUAAAGACAGUGAAAAAGAAUGUUUUCAGAGUAUAAAAUACAAGAGGAGAUAUGAAACAUAUAAUACAUCUGGUUACCUUGGAGAAAUAGAAACUGGUCUAUAUGCUAUAGAAAUGAUUGAAUCCAUACCUCUGUUCAACAAAAAAGAUGAACUCUCUAGAAAACACAUAAUACAGUUUUUGUCAGGAAAUGGGGGUAUUCCAAAAGUCCCAGGUGAUACAGAGAAUGAAGAAUACAGAUUGACACUGGAAGAAUAUGCUAGUUAUCUAAGUAAUCUGCACACAAAUUUGAAAAAAGCAUUUGAUUUUUUCGAGAACUACUUUGUUUUUUUGAAGCCAAAAAAUCCAGAAAAAGAAAUCGUGGAGCUCAAAAUACGGAGAAAGGUUCAAGAAUUUUUCAAAAAAUAUGCAGAAACAUUUUGCCACUCUGAUUCAGACUGGCUAAUGAACUCAAAACUGAGUUCAUCUUUGCAGGUGGAAAAUUAUAGAAAGAGUUUAGAAGCUUCCAAAGCUGACAAGUUUUCUGGAAUUUUGGAACAUCUCAGCAAUCAUGAAAAUGCUAUAAGCAAAAUUGAGGACAUAGUGAAACAGUAUACACUUUUGCUUGAUCAGAGCUCUAGCAAAUCUUUGCAGAGGUACAAACUGAAUUUUAUUUUGGCCAACAUUGUUCUCCAUUGCCUCAAUCCAAAAUCCAAGAUGGUACCAUCUUUUCUAGAACUGAAAGAACAGCUUAAAACAAUUUUACAGUCAGUAGGUCUAGAUUAUCGAUUCCCAGAACCAUACUUCUUGGCUUCUUUAUUAUUCUGGCCUGAAAAUCAAAAGCAAUUCGAUAAAGAUUCCAAUCAAAUGGGAAAAUACCUCAAUUCUCUGAAGAAGGCAUUUAAUGGGCAGUACUGGCAAAUGUGCCGUUCCAAACAACCUAUAGCAUUUUUCUACCUUGGAAAAGGAAGCAACCUGAGCAAAUUUAUUCACAAAGGAAAAAUUGAUCAGUCUGUUACUGCUAAGAAUAGGGGCAAGUCAAGGCAAAAGAUGAAUGAUGAGCUGAGUUGCCUGUGGCAGAGUGGAGAGAUAUGGAAAACAGAGGACGCCAAACAUCUUUUGCUUCGGCUGAAUGGAAAGGCUGAAGAUAAUAUCGUCUAUGUCGAUUACGGUAUUGAUGAAGACAUCAGAAUACCAGCACGGCCUGUUUUCUUAGGCCAGCUGAAGAGUGGUCGGAGUGUAGAAAGAGUAUCUUUUUACUUGGGGUUUUCCAUUGGAGGCUUGAUAGCCUGUGACAUAGAAAUUAUUUAACCCUCUUUGAAAAUACAUUCUGUUGUACAGUACUGUAAAUUUAAUUUGACCUCUCCUUUGUCUAUAGCAGCAAGAGACACAUGGCAUUUUAUCCUAACACCAGAUAUAGUAAUUGAAUAUAUUUGGUUGUAUCCAACUAAAUUUUACUAGUGCAUGUAUAUUCAGAACAGCUUUUCUUUUUCUUUUUGGCUAUGCUAUUUAUCUGCUUGCUUCUGAUAUAUUCUGCUUUUCUGGUCACUUUUUUAAUUAUUAAUUUUAUUGUUGGUUGGUACCUACGGUACUUAGUUUUCUUUUGAAGAUGAAGCAGAGAAAAAAAAGGGUAAAUAGCAUUUAAAUUGUGUUCUCUUUUGUUGUAAGAAAUAACAUUCCAUUCAUCAAUAGUAUUAUAUCUAUCUAUCUAUCUAUCUAUCAUCUAUCUAUCUAUAUAAAAUAAGAACUUGAUCUUGGUGGUCUGAUUUUUAUAUUAUAAUCUGCUGGAUUAAUGAAAUAUUUGGGGGUCACCUGAACCGUGAACACGGAAAGCCUAUAAGAGAAUGGUGUGUCCCAGGACAACAAAGAGAAGUUCAGCACUGGUUCAGCUGAGCAAGAAUGUCAUAGAAUAUAUUUCCUUGGAUGUUACCAAAGGAAAAUGGAAAGGUAUUUGAUAGGGAUGAUUAAGAGAUGAAGAUAAAUCCUAAAUUGGUAUGAGCUGAAUGACAGAGCUGUACCACCCAUAGGAGGGUGGGAGAAAUUCGAUAUGGUUAGGAUUUUAAUGUGAACCUACCUAAUUUGUAGUUUCCAAAACAAUACAUGAACUGAAACAUAGUUGUCAUUUGUAAUUUGUACUUCUCUGAAUUUUGUGCUGCAGUUCUUCUGCCAAAUAAUGUACUGUAUUCAUAAAUGUGCAUAUCGGGGAAAGUGUGAAAAUAACAUAUCAAAUGCAUUAUACUGGGGGAAAUUGCUUUUAAAAAUGUUGACAUCGUGCAAAACUGCAUACCAAAAUGUGUAUUUGGAAGAAAUUUGCACUAAAAUUCUGAUGAAUUUG